CCCAGUUGGUUUGGAAAUCGAUUUCACAAAAUCCAACGCCUUGACUGAUGAAUUUCAGAUCUACCAGAAAACAUCAAUCCGCUCCAUUAGAUUCCUGACUGCAUAGAUUAAUUCGAGGAAAAUGGAGAAGAUGAAUCAAGCAUUUGAGAGGAUGAAAAUGCUGGUGGGGAUGGAGGUUGAUGACGAGGAGGAGCAGCGGCAGCAGCAAGAGUCUUCGUACAUGGAUGAUUUCAAUCGCAACUGCACUUUGUCAACUAAACAGAGACUGUAUGGUUUUGCAAUUUGCUUAUCAGCUGGUAUAACUUGCACACUCUUGUCGAUGCUUGUUUUCUUCCAUCCUGUCAAAUUUGGGAUAACAUUCUCAUUAGGAAAUCUGCUUGCUCUUGGAAGCACAGCAUUCCUUAUUGGCCCUAAAAGACAAUUCACCAUGAUGCUUGACCCAGUCCGUAUAUAUGCUACAGCAAUGUAUAUUGCUAGCAUCAUAAUUGCUCUUUUUUGUGCUGUAUAUGUCCGCAACAAGCUAUUGACACUUCUGGCAAUUGUGCUGGAGUUUGGUGCUCUUAUUUGGUAUAGUGCAAGCUACAUCCCCUUUGCGAGGGCCAUGGUUUCAAAACUUAUGUUAGCAUGCUUCGACACAGAGUUCUAGGGCACAACAACAGGCUCACAACUUGCAGCUGCAAAAUGAUAGAGCGAGUGGUUCACUGGAGAAAGCGAAUUUGUCGAGGUUAUUUUGAUUACUCUCUGCCAAAGUAGAAUGUAAUGGGUGAUUAGCAUUUCUAAUAAUCGAAUCCAACUGUUUUGGUUACUCGAAUAAUCUUGGUUGAGUUCCAUUUCUUUAUGGAUGUGAUUUUGGAUC
Salvia hispanica is the source of this 856-nucleotide messenger RNA. RefSeq lists its product as uncharacterized. Lineage: Eukaryota; Viridiplantae; Streptophyta; Magnoliopsida; Lamiales; Lamiaceae. The record is from RefSeq and is a predicted model, not a curated record. Gene Ontology annotation, cellular component: membrane. Gene Ontology annotation, biological process: vesicle-mediated transport.